Messenger RNA from Mizuhopecten yessoensis (Yesso scallop), 9125 nucleotides. RefSeq names its product pre-mRNA-splicing factor 38B-like. Bases 195 to 1343 code for a protein of 382 amino acids. The record is from RefSeq and is a predicted model, not a curated record. Gene Ontology annotation, cellular component: precatalytic spliceosome. The transcript is spliced from 7 exons. Lineage: Eukaryota; Metazoa; Mollusca; Bivalvia; Pectinida; Pectinidae.
AGAGGGCGCUGAAAGCACUUAGAGAACUUCCUGUGUACGAAAAACGUUUUCGCAAACGGACCAAAUAACCGAAAGUGGAAGAUAAAGCACAUGGAAGUAAAUAGAUAACGGCAACUAAGAUAAUCAACGAUUUGAGAGACAGGAAACAUUGUUUCCAAUACCUCUUUUGAGAGAAUUGCUUGACAAGCCAGAGAAUGGCACCCAACAAUCCGUUACCAAUAUGGGGCAAUGAGAAGACCAUGAACAUGAACCCACUGAUAUUGACAAAUAUACAGUCGUCUCCCUACUUCAAAGUUAACUUGUAUGAACUGAAGACAUAUCAUGAGGUUAUUGAUGAAAUCUUCUACAGGGUGGAACAUUUAGAGCCUUGGGAAAGAGGCAGCAGGAAGACAGCUGGACAGACUGGCAUGUGUGGAGGGGUACGAGGUGUGGGGGCUGGAGGGAUAGUGUCCAGUGCCUACUGUCUGCUGUACAAACUGUUUACACUGAGGCUGACACGUAAGCAGUUAACUGGACUGAUCACACACCAGGACUCUCCCUACAUACGUGGCCUGGGAUUCAUGUAUAUCAGGUACACACAGGACCCUAAGGAACUAUGGGAUUGGUAUGAACCUUACCUGGAAGAUGAGGAGGAGAUAGAUGUUAAGGCAGGGGGAGGGCAUGUGAUGCCUAUCGGUGAAAUGAUUCGUCAGUGGAUGACCAAGCUGGAGUGGUACUCCACAUUGUUUCCCCGCAUUCCUGUACCCGUGCAAAAAGAUGUGAUGCAGAAGCUGAAGAACCACAAGUGGUCCCGCCCUGAGGAGGAGGAGGAGGAGGAGCCGCAGAUAGCCACAACCACUCAACCACAACAUAUACCUGAUGAGGAGCUAAGCUUUGGGGAGGCUGAGAGGAUGUCGCACAAACGCAGGUCACCUGAAAGAGGCACAUCAUCUCCACAACAUUCACGGCGAUCUCCACGGCGGUCUCCUGUCCGUCGCUCACCACAUCGACGGUCUCCUGAUCGGCGCCGGUCACCACACCACAAGUCGUCACCUGAUCAUCGCAGACAUUCACCAGAUCAUCACCGAUCCAAGGGAAGACGACCUUCACCUUCAAGGAGACCUGCACAAUCAAGUGGUGGUGAUUUUGCACGUGACUUACAAAGAGAGCGUGAGAGGCAAAACCGGACAAAGGGCAAAGAAAGCCAGCCGAGGAGCCGCGAACGCAAACGCUCACACAGCAGGGAACGACAUUUUAAAAAGAGUUCAAAACACUCCCACAGAGAUAGGAGAUCAAGGUCACGUAGCAGGGAACGACAUAGAGACAGACAUGGGCGAGAAAAGCAUAGAAAUGGUGACCUUUGACCUUUAUAAUAUAUUUUAGACAUUUCCAUAUCUUUAUUUCAGACAUUUUCCAUUGCAGUCAGAUCAUCAGUUUAUAACUAUCCAAAACUGUCAUAAUUGAUACCAUAAUGACAACUGUAGAGUGUGAUCUAGGUUGUCAUUAUUAUGGUACAGGUUUGGGGUAUAUUCAAGUCUUGUAUACUACAUUGACAACUGUCGAGUGUGAUCUAGGUUGUCAUUAUUGUACAGGUUUGGGGUAUAUUCAAGUCUUGUAUACUACAUUGACAACUGUAGAGUGUGAUCUAGGUUGUCAUUAUUGUACAGGUUUGGGGUAUCUUCAAGUCUUGUAUACUACAUUGACAACUGUAGAGUGUGAUCUAGGUUGUCAUUAUUGUACAGGUUUGGGGUAUCUUCAAGUCUUGUAUACUACAUUGACAACUGUAGAGUGUGAUCUAGGUUGUCAUUAUUGUACAGGUUUGGGGUAUCUUCAAGUCUUGUAUACUACAUUGACAACUGUAGAGUGUGAUCUAGGUUGUCAUUAUUGUACAGGUUUGGGGUAUCUUCAAGUCUUGUAUACUACAUUGACAACUGUAGAGUGUGAUCUAGGUUGUCAUUAUUGUACAGGUUUGGGGUAUCUUCAAGUCUUGUAUACUACAUUGACAACUGUAGAGUGUGAUCUAGGUUGUCAUUAUUGUACAGGUUUGGGGUAUCUUCAAGUCUUGUAUACUACAUUGACAACUGUAGAGUGUGAUCUAGGUUGUCAUUAUUGUACAGGUUUGGGGUAUCUUCAAGUCUUGUAUACUACAUUGACAACUGUAGAGUGUGAUCUAGGUUGUCAUUAUUGUACAGGUUUGGGGUAUCUUCAAGUCUUGUAUACUACAUUGACAACUGUAGAGUGUGAUCUAGGUUGUCAUUAUUGUACAGGUUUGGGGUAUCUUCAAGUCUUGUAUACUACAUUGACAACUGUAGAGUGUGAUCUAGGUUGUCAUUAUUGUACAGGUUUGGGGUAUCUUCAAGUCUUGUAUACUACAUUGACAACUGUAGAGUGUGAUCUAGGUUGUCAUUAUUGUACAGGUUUGGGGUAUCUUCAAGUCUUGUAUACUACAUUGACAACUGUAGAGUGUGAUCUAGGUUGUCAUUAUUGUACAGGUUUGGGGUAUCUUCAAGUCUUGUAUACUACAUUGACAACUGUAGAGUGUGAUCUAGGUUGUCAUUAUUGUACAGGUUUGGGGUAUCUUCAAGUCUUGUAUACUACAUUGACAACUGUAGAGUGUGAUCUAGGUUGUCAUUAUUGUACAGGUUUGGGGUAUCUUCAAGUCUUGUAUACUACAUUGACAACUGUAGAGUGUGAUCUAGGUUGUCAUUAUUGUACAGGUUUGGGGUAUCUUCAAGUCUUGUAUACUACAUUGACAACUGUAGAGUGUGAUCUAGGUUGUCAUUAUUGUACAGGUUUGGGGUAUCUUCAAGUCUUGUAUACUACAUUGACAACUGUAGAGUGUGAUCUAGGUUGUCAUUAUUGUACAGGUUUGGGGUAUCUUCAAGUCUUGUAUACUACAUUGACAACUGUAGAGUGUGAUCUAGGUUGUCAUUAUUGUACAGGUUUGGGGUAUCUUCAAGUCUUGUAUACUACAUUGACAACUGUAGAGUGUGAUCUAGGUUGUCAUUAUUGUACAGGUUUGGGGUAUCUUCAAGUCUUGUAUACUACAUUGACAACUGUAGAGUGUGAUCUAGGUUGUCAUUAUUGUACAGGUUUGGGGUAUCUUCAAGUCUUGUAUACUACAUUGACAACUGUAGAGUGUGAUCUAGGUUGUCAUUAUUGUACAGGUUUGGGGUAUCUUCAAGUCUUGUAUACUACAUUGACAACUGUAGAGUGUGAUCUAGGUUGUCAUUAUUGUACAGGUUUGGGGUAUCUUCAAGUCUUGUAAACUACAUUGACAACUGUAGAGUGUGAUCUAGGUUGUCAUUAUUGUACAGAUUUGGGGUAUCUUCAAGUCUUGUAUACUACAUUGACAACUGUAUAGUGUGAUCUAGGUUGUCAUUAUUGUACAGGUUUGGGGUAUAUUCAAGUCUUGUAAACUACAUUGACAACUGUCGAGUGUGAUCUAGGUUGUCAUUAUUAUGGUACAGGUUUGGGGUAUCUUCAAGUCUUGUAAACUACAUUGACAACUGUCGAGUGUGAUCUAGGUUGUCAUUAUUAUUGUACAGGUUUGGGAUUUCUCCAGACUGAGGUGUUAGCUUGUUAUCACGAGGAUCCCUUGCUGACCUGGCAGUUAGUUCUGGUCAGUUACUACAUUUGUGAGGUUUUUGUUUUACAGGGUUUAGGUAUCUUCAAGUUUUUGCCAUUGUACUACCUUUCAAAUGAGUUUCUUCCUUUUUUCCAAUUUCAAACAGUAAGAAAAUACCUUAAACUGUUUUGGUCCCCUACCCUUACUGCUGGAGGGCACUGUAGGUUUGCAUUCUGUCCAUCAGUGCUUUGUCUAGGGCAUCUUUUAUAUACCAUAACAAUUGCAAACCUUUGCAGGAAAGAAUCUCUAAGUAUCAUGGCAAAUUGUCGUACUGAAAUCGGGUCUUGUGAAAUUGUCGUACUGAAAUCGGGUCUUGUGCCCCAGUAGAUACAGAGUUGUGGCCCUUUAUGCAUCUCUUUAUUUUGACAUCUAUAAUUCUUCAGGUUUAUUGUUAAGAGUAUAUUUAUAUCAGUAAUUUGAAGGCACUAAACACUCUUGAGUAUUGUAAAAGACACGCUUCUGUUGACCUGGAAGCUCAAUCGGUAGAGCUAUAGAAUAACAAUGUGAAGUCCAGGGUUCAAGCUUCAGCUAGCCCCAAUAACAAUGUGAAGUCCAGGGUUCAAGGUUCAGCUAGCCCCAAUAACAAUGUGAAGUCCAGGAUUCAAGUUACAGCUAGCCCCAAUAACAAUGUGAAGUCCAGGAUUCAAGUUACAGCUAGCCCCAAUAACAAUGUGAAGUCCAGGGUUCAAGGUUCAGCUAGCCCCAAUAACAAUGUGAAGUCCAGGGUUCAAGUUUCAGCUAGCCCCAAUAACAAUGUGAAGUCCAGGGUUCAAGCUUCAGCUAGCCCCAAUAACAAUGUGAAGUCCAGGGUUCAAGGUUCAGCUAGCCCCAAUAACAAUGUGAAGUCCAGGGUUCAAGUUUCAGCUAGCCCCAAUAACAAUGUGAAGUCCAGGGUUCAAGCUUCAGCUAGCCCCAAUAACAAUGUGAAGUCCAGGGUUCAAGGUUCAGCUAGCCCCAAUAACAAUGUGAAGUCCAGGGUUCAAGUUUCAGCUAGCCCCAAUAACAAUGUGAAGUCCAGGGUUCAAGCUUCAGCUAGCCCCAAUAACAAUGUGAAGUCCAGGGUUCAAGGUUCAGCUAGCCCCAAUAACAAUGUGAAGUCCAGGGUUCAAGUUUCAGCUAGCCCCAAUAACAAUGUGAAGUCCAGGGUUCAAGCUUCAGCUAGCCCCAAUAACAAUGUGAAGUCCAGGGUUCAAGGUUCAGCUAGCCCCAAUAACAAUGUGAAGUCCAGGGUUCAAGUUUCAGCUAGCCCCAAUAACAAUGUGAAGUCCAGGGUUCAAGCUUCAGCUAGCCCCAAUAACAAUGUGAAGUCCAGGGUUCAAGGUUCAGCUAGCCCCAAUAACAAUGUGAAGUCCAGGGUUCAAGCUUCAGCUAGCCCCAAUAACAAUGUGAAGUCCAGGGUUCAAGGUUCAGCUAGCCCCAAUAACAAUGUGAAGUCCAGGGUUCAAGCUUCAGCUAGCCCCAAUAACAAUGUGAAGUCCAGGGUUCAAGUCCCUGUCUAGCCCAACGGAAGUUUUACACCAAGAACACUGUUGUUGAUUAUACUUUGUUCAUUUCAUCUUUAUUAUUUCCCAUAAAAGUCCCACAAGGAAUGGUUUUCUUGUCAGAAAUAAUUUAUCAAAGCUAUAAUCAUUCCAAUUUCCAGAAAACAGUUUCCAAUAGUCAUUAAGCAUUUUUUGUCGUGGUAUGUGGGGAUGAUUUUAGCAGGCAUUAAGCAGAGAAUAUGAUGUUUAACACAGUUGUUCACAACAAUUGAGAGCAGUGUUGUAAUGUACAGGUAAUACAGAUUACUUUGUGUAUUAUUUGUUUGAUUUUUUUUAUCAUUUUUGGAUAUAAAUGAAAGUACAAUGGCAUAAACAAGGAAACACAGUUACAAAAUUAACACUACACCAACAUAAAAUCUGUAUGUGAUAUGUUCUCUUGGGGGGAAAGAAAAGCAGGUCAUUAUUUGAUAAAAACUUGGGGAGCACAAGUGCUGCCUCUUAUCCCUGGAGUAGGUAAUACAUCUACCCUGCCAGACUUCUGUCAUGUUAAACGGUUAACUGUUUUAAAAAUAUAUUUUUAAAGAUAUUGAAUUAUCGGAGAUUGCCAGCAAAUCUACCUGAUUAACCAGGGACUUCUAUAAAACAAGGAGGUCAUUAAUGGUUUAGUACAUGCUUUGUGUUCAGCAGAUUGUCGCCUACAAAGCAGCUGAUGACUUUAAAGAGUCAAGAGAUCACCCGGUCGUAGGUGUCUGUCCACAUUAAGGGUUUCUGGGCAUUAACUCUUGAAGGACUACUUCGAUUUUCAUGAAAUUUUUCACACAUAAAUAUAGUAUCAAUUACCCUCUUCAAUUUAUGUAAUACCUAAAUUUGAAAAUCAACAUGGUCACACGCUGCCUUCUUGAAUUGUAUAGAGCAUCAAAUGGUUUCCAUGCAAUAACAUCAGGAGGAAUUUUAUGAUUUUAUAAAACACUACACAAACCUAAGCCAGGUAUCAAUGACCUACUCGGCUUUGAUUUGGGUAUAUUAUGAGUUUGAUUCAACGUUUAGAAUGAAUGCUAGUGACUAUUGUAGUUCAUACAGAUAUGAUUACAGUCUACAUCUUUUGGAGAAAAUUUCAGAUUCUGAUGAAACUUGCAUAGAGAACUUAUCACACCAAAGUCCCCUAAAUCACGUAUGAUGUUCUGCCUAACUAAGCAUAUUUAAGCAGAUUGCAACAAUCUGAUUGGCUGAUGGAUUCAGGAUGGUAACUUAUGAAAGAAUUACAGAUUUUCAUGAAAAAUGCCUUGUAAGUUAUAUACUUUCUACCAAAGUUGGUCCUCACUCAAGUUUAAUGCCCCACUAUCUUUGUGGAUAUUUAAUUGGACUUCUGUGAUGUCAAGAUGGUGUUUUUUGAAGUAUUUACCAGAUCGUGAUUAAACAUGCCUAGUGUAUACUUACAACCGAAGUCUCCAACUUUUGCUCGAUACCAGGCCAAGUUCUUAAAUAAUUGAUAUGAGGCUGCUGCAGUCUGAUCAUUGAUAUAUAAUGCAAUCAGGUAAUAUAGUAUGUGAGCUGUUUAUAUAUUCCUAUAUUUCAGCUGCAAUUUCAGUUGUUGACAUUUGUCCAAAUGUCUGAAAAAAAUGUUUGUGUUGAUGGAAAGCCAGUUUCUUCCGCCCAAAAUGUUUGAAACAAACCCGUGAAUAUGUUUAUUUCCUAGUAUAUAUAGUGUGUCUCACUACACUUCAGCCGAUGGUUCACCUCCAUAUCAUGACAUUCUUGUCAAAAUAAUGCUUCAUAGAGUAAAUAAAAGAUGUUCCAUGUUUCUGUAAAACUGGAGUGAAUACUUUGAUAUUGACAACGUAAAGUGAUACUUUUUAGUUUUUGGGAGAGAGAAAAUUAGUGUUUUGGGGAGGAGGAGGGGGGUGCGGGAAGACAUACAAUUUUCAGUAAUUAAGUGUUGGACAUGUUCUCUAUUUCCCAACAAAUGCUUAUUUUGUGUAUUAUAAUUUUUAUGUCAAAUAAACUUACACGAAAAACAAAGCAUGUGCUGAGAAGUGAUUGUCUCCCUAUCCCUCAGCUUCCUAAAUCCUUGUUAUGUCUGGUGACUAUUAUGAUGUGGUAACUUGUGUGUGGGUUUGGAUGGUGAAUGUGUAUGUUAUACGUGGUCAUUAUCUCAUAUUAUAUCAGGUAUUUGUUAAUUUAGACUUGAAUGAGAGAUCAUUGACAACUGCUUACAUGUCAAAAUUAAACUUGGUCAGUUGUAAAUACAUUUGCAUUGAUUUCAACAGUUUUGCUUGAUUUUAUUUGUUUAUGGUAAACACUCCAGUUUGCUGAAAAUGAAAUUGACAGAUGUCUUGUCUAUUGAGCAGUCCUAUUGUUUCCUUUUAAUUAGUAUACAUAUUUAUAAUCAGAUAAUCUGAUCACAAGUUAAAAUCUGGAUUUUUUUUAGGUCACCUGAGCUUUAGCUGAAAUACUGUCAAAGGGAUUUCAUUGAUACUUGAUGGGAAUGUUACUGACAACUCCCUGACCAAAUGCUGAUUUUAAAAACGGCAGCCGUUUUGAAAAACUUUCCAACUUACAGUCAAGUUCUUCUGGGCUGAUUGAACUGAAACUUGGUAGGAAUGAUUGACUCAUAGUCCUGACAAAUUGUUGUUAUUUUCGGGUCAAUCAGAAAUCCAAUAUGGCCGCCAGGGCCGGCCAUUUUGAAAAACUAUUUUAAACUUAAAAGUCAUGUUCUACUGGGCCCAUUUAAUUAAAACUGGGGAGGAAUGAUCAACUCAUGGUCCUGGCAAACUUAACUUCAAGUUGUACAUUACCUUUUUUUACUCAAAUUUUGAUAGGGAUGAUUGACAUCAUUAUCUCCACUUCAUAUUUCAACAACAAAAAUGAAUACUGUAGGACUCGGGUGACCGUUAAGGCCCAUGGGCCUCUUGGUUUUUUGUGUGUGAAUUUACUUGAUUAGUUAAUGAGGUGUUUUAUAUCAGAACACAGAGUUUGUGAGUUGUUUGAUACCAUCAGAAUACAACUGGUAUAUAAUGGCACAGAUAUUGGGUAAUAUUAUGUCAUUUAUCAGGAAUUAUGACUCCUUUAAGUAAAGCUUCAAACUUGGUAGAUACAUCUUAGAAAGACUGGAGUGUUGUGCAACAGAAAUGGGUCAUUUUUACCUUUUAUCUGAUUUCAAGAACUUGAUCGAAGAAUAUCUGCAAAUAGAACAGCUAAUACAUUCUGUCAGUGGCCGUCGGAUUGACAGUAAUCACAACACCAUGCAACAAAGAUAGCUGCCAUUGUUCACAAAUACUAGCUGUCUCAAGAACAGCUAAUACAUUCUGUCAGUGGCCGUCGGAUUGACAGUAAUGACGACACCAUGCAACAAAGAUAGCUGCCAUUGUUCACAAAUACUAGCUGUCUCAAGAACAGCUAAUACAUUCUGUCAGUGGCCGUCAGAUUGACAGUAAUGACGACACCCAAACUGGCUAGUGAUCAGAUGACUUCAGAUUGACUGUACUGAUGACCUCUGACGGACAGAAGUGAUGACUCAUGAUCUCAGUCUGGCAGAAAUGAUGACCUCUGACUGACAGUAGUGAUGACCUCUGACCUCUGUUGAGAAUUUCUGACCUCAGAAUGGCAAUGGUGUUAACCUCAGACUUACAGUAGUGAUGACCUCUGACACCCGGCUGACAGUAGUGAUGACCUCUGACUGACAGUAGUGAUGACCUCUGACCCCAGAAAUUAAGUGAGUGUUUCAUACUUGAAUACCAGUAUGUGUAAGUGUUGUGAUGAUGAUGAGUAUGAAGUAAGUAUGUUUGUAUGUGAAUCAGUUUUUAUUUGUGUAUGAUUUAGUUUUGAACAAGUGUGAGGAAGAAUGUUUACAUAAAAGUCACUGUAAACACCAAAUAAUUAGCAGAGGUUGUACAUUGGUAGCAUAUAUGGCUAUGAGAUAUUACUGAAAGGGACAGUGACAAGCUAACACAUUGUAUUGAUGUUGGUAAUACCAUAAUGUCCAAAUGUAAAGUGUUCAUUGUAUAGCUCACUUUGAAUUAAAGUAUCAUCAUGUUUUA